Pollicipes pollicipes is the source of this 1732-nucleotide messenger RNA. RefSeq names its product serine/threonine-protein phosphatase alpha-2 isoform. Gene Ontology annotation, molecular function: protein serine/threonine phosphatase activity. NCBI's taxonomy places the organism in Eukaryota, Metazoa, Arthropoda, Thecostraca, Pollicipedomorpha, Pollicipedidae. The record is from RefSeq and is a predicted model, not a curated record. Gene Ontology annotation, cellular component: cytoplasm; nucleus. Bases 271 to 1263 code for a protein of 330 amino acids. The transcript has 8 exons.
GCUCCAUCUUCCUUUCCCGUUCUCCGUCGUGCGUGUGUGUUUGCGUAUGUGUGUUAGGGUGGCGCCGUUGGUUGGGCGGGUGCUUUAGGGUUGCUGUCAACAUCCACUUCAGAAAUAUUGGUGUGAAGGCAGAGUCCAUUUAAGUGCUGACAACUAAUAACAUUUGGUAUUGGUGCCACCAAUGGUAAUGUGCUCUGAUAUUUUAGUUCUGUGACAAGGACAAGUCAGCACUCAGCACACUUUGAAGAUUUUAAAUAAUUACUGGGUGUGAUGGCUGAUGCAGACAAGCUGAACAUUGACAGUAUCAUUGCUCGGUUGCUGGAAGUGCGGGGAGCGCGACCCGGCAAGAAUGUGCAGCUGACCGAGACCGAGAUCCGCGGCCUGUGUCUCAAGUCGCGCGAGCUGUUCCUGCUGCAGCCAGUGCUGCUCGAGCUGGAGGCGCCGCUCAAGAUAUGCGGCGACAUACACGGCCAGUACUAUGACCUGCUGCGACUGUUCGAGUACGGCGGCUUCCCUCCCGAGUCCAACUACCUGUUCCUCGGCGACUACGUGGACCGGGGCAAGCAGUCGCUCGAGACCAUCUGCCUGCUGCUCGCCUACAAGAUCAAGUACCCGGAGAACUUCUUCCUGCUGCGGGGCAACCACGAGUGCGCCAGCAUCAACCGCAUCUACGGCUUUUACGAGGAGUGCAAGCGGCGCUACAACAUCAAACUGUGGAAGACGUUCACCGACUGCUUCAACUGCCUGCCGGUGGCGGCGAUCGUGGACGAGAAGAUCUUCUGCUGCCACGGCGGCCUGUCGCCGGACCUGCAGAGCAUGGAGCAGAUCCGGCGCGUGCCGCGACCCACAGACGUGCCCGACCAGGGCCUGCUCUGCGACCUACUGUGGUCCGACCCCGACAAGGACACCAUGGGCUGGGGAGAGAACGACCGGGGCGUCUCCUUCACGUUCGGUGCCGAAGUGGUGGCCAAGUUCCUGCACAAGCACGACUUCGACUUGAUAUGCCGCGCUCACCAGGUGGUGGAGGACGGUUACGAGUUCUUCGCCAAGCGGCAGCUGGUGACGCUGUUCUCGGCGCCCAACUAUUGCGGCGAGUUCGACAACGCCGGCGCCCUCAUGUCGGUGGACGAGAGCCUCAUGUGCUCGUUCCAGAUCCUCAAGCCAACCGACCGCAAGAAGAUGUACGGCGGCGUCAACGCGGCGCGGCCGGCUAUCCCUCCGCGCGGCGGCUUCCCCGGUGUGAACAAGAAUAAGAAGAAGUAGCCAGCCGACCGACGCGCCACUUUCAUAGUUCUUUUCGCUGGCGGCCGGCCGGGGGCGCGCUGGGCGCCCGGCGCCGCGCCGCCUGGAGGCAGCUGACUGACGGCUGGGUGCGGCCCGGCCGGCGCCGCUGGCGGGCGGGUCCGGCCCCGCACUGGUGCUCAGAGGCGGUGUUGUGUGCUGCCGCUGCCGGCUCUGUUGUCGCGCAGUACAAAUAGUGUUCUGUGGCCCUGACGGCAGCCGUGCGCCGCUGCCCGGCCCGGCCGUGCCUCGGCCGGCAAACCAAUAAACACCUCAAACAGCGCUCUGUUGGACACCGACGCUCGCGCUGAGAGUCACGGAUAUGACCCACACGUGGUCCUGUGACCACUGAGCCGGCUCACUAGUGUGUCUUUAUUUAUGACUUGGCCUAAAACGGUGACCGCUGAGGUGAUGUCCGCAACAAGCAUUCAAUAUAUCUUUUUGUCCCUGA